Phaeodactylum tricornutum CCAP 1055/1 is the source of this 2537-nucleotide messenger RNA. RefSeq lists its product with no specific name. NCBI's taxonomy places the organism in Eukaryota, Bacillariophyta, Bacillariophyceae, Surirellales, Neidiaceae. The record is from RefSeq and is a predicted model, not a curated record. Gene Ontology annotation, molecular function: chloride channel activity. The transcript is spliced from 2 exons. Bases 46 to 1605 code for a protein of 519 amino acids.
UACAUUAGUUACUCGGUUCUUGUCACUAUUCUCACCAAAAGCAUCAUGGUGCUACAAAAGCGCCUGACUCGCGGUCUCUCUUUCGCUGUAAUUCUUUUUCUUGCCAGCACUGCGAACAAAGCCGCUGCCUUUCAAGCGUCACUAGUUUCAAGCAGAACCGUAUCUCGGUCGUUCGAUACAGCCAUCGGGCCAGUUGCAAAGGACAUUGAACCUAGUCCACUUUCAUACUCCGAAAAGUCUAGAUUGUACCGACGAGACUUUUAUGAUCAUGAUUCCUGGCUCAAGCACCGUGCCAAAAAUCGUUUUGUCGGAACGCUUUCCAAAGUGUUAGACUCGGGUGUUGUUCGACAACUUGCGGACGAAGUGAUAUUGAUUGGAGCUGUCGCUACCUUUGUUUGUGUGUUUAAUGCAUUGUGUGUAACUGGUUAUGAAGAUUUCAGCAAUCUACAUCACGACCCUAUAUUUAAUUUUGGCGCUCCGUUGGUGAAGUUACCGGGAGAGCCAUUCAGUCUGUCGAGUCCGGCUUUGUCGCUGUUGCUUGUUUUUAAAACCAACACAUCUUACCAGCGAUGGGAUGAAGCCCGCAAAGCAUGGGGUGUGAUUGUCAAUAACUCGCGUACGGUCAUCCGCGAAACGUCGGCGUGGGUGCUACAAAGCGAUCUUUCCGACGAAGAGAAGUACCGCUUGAUUCGAAGGGUGGCUGACUGUGUCUGGCUGUUUCCGCGUUCGCUGCAACGCCAUUUGCUGAAUCCUGCCGAAGAUGAAGAAGCGUACGUCAAAGACGUUCGCGCGAAGCUUGAUCCUGUGCUUGCAGAGGACUUGGUGAGUGCACGACAUCGUCCGACACGAGCAAUGUACGAAAUGUCCAAAGCUGUAAAUACCUUGCCGCUAGAUUCCUACCAGCGGUCAACCAUUGACCAAGGGGUUUCACAGCUGUGCGACGCUUGCGGAGGUUGCGAGCGUAUUUUCGGUUCACCCGUGCCGAGUAUUUACACCCGUCACGCCGCCCGGUUUAUAGAACUCUGGAUGUUUUUCUUGCCAUUAGCUUUGUAUUCGCCCUUUUCGAUAUCGUGGAAUCACUGGUUUAUGAUUCCUUCAUCCAUGAUUAUUGGAUUCUUUCUGUUGGGCAUUGAAGAAUUGGCCAUUCAGCUGGAAGAACCCUUUUCUGUGUUGCCGCUGGGUAAGAUAGCUAGUGGAAUCGGACUCUCAGCAGAGGAGCAUGUGCAAUGGGCUGAAGAACAGAUGGCAAUUGAUAGAACAAGCGGACCGUCCAGUUACGGGUAUCCGGCUCCGAUUCCAGAAUCGACAGUUGUUUCUAGAGGUCCUACCUACUCAACCCCUACUUGCCAACUACAGCAAACCCCUGUGCCCCUUGCCAAUGGCGGCUUUUCCUACUUGAAUAAUCCUUCACAGCAAUCUAUAAGCACAUCGGAGCUGGACAAUGACGAAUCAUCAUAUCAAGAACCUCCGACGGAGCAACGGCAGCCUCCUGUCGUAGCCACCGGUGAUUAUUCCUAUUUGAAUCCUCCAGCCCUGUCUGAAGAUGGGCAGCCUCAAAAUGGCGGACUGACAUACCAGUUUGGACCUCCUCGGCGGCUGCCUUGAAGUUCCUACCAAAAUUGAAGGUUCUAUGAAGCUGGCAAGCUAUAGAAGUGUUCUAGCAAAACAGAUUCAAUUCCCUUGUAGUCUAAAUGGAUGUGGGGUACGAUUGUUACUCAAUUACACGGCCUUGCUUCUCGUCGACUUGUUUGUGGAACAGUUCGUGAGCUUCCUUCCAUGCUCGUUGAAACCCCCUCUCUUGAUCAGCUUCCCGCCAAGUCAGCGAAAUUUCGGGGCAUGACUUGAGUGGUUGUUUCCACCACAUAGUUACUUCUUGCAUGGGAACAGCCUUGCGUAGAUUCACAACAAUGUACGGAAUGGAAUGCCAUCGUUGUAUGCACCAAUCAAUCUGAUCUUCCUCUUCAUCUAAAUGUACAGCGUGCGGCAAUUCAUCUCGAAGCCAAAUCGACUCGUUUAAAUGAAUUUCAAGCGUUUGUAGACAGCUGCCUACAGCACAAUUUCGAUCUUUGAAAUCGAGAACAUUCUUGACCCGACAGUUCCAUCCUUGAACGCACGCUCCGUCCUGCAGGACUAACCGUAGCGUAACUGUGUGCCGGUCUUGACUCCACAAAAGCUUAACUUGGCCGUCCGCAACAACAGCGUUGCACUCACCCCCUUUUUCGGUCCAGCUUUCGGGAAACGAAGCAAAAAUGUCUGUUCCGCUGGACGAUUGAAUCUGGACCGGCUCCUUGCUUGAUACAGUAGCAGGUGAUUUCGCCGUGGCCGAUUCCGAAUAUUCCCUUGCGGGUCCCAAAGUAUGCACAUGUAGUUCACCGCCCGCAGUCCGAGUGAUGCGACUAGGCUGAUCAAGUCUUGUUACGGAAGGCUGCGACCUCGGAGUGUGCAUACCGGAACCUGCGCUCUCCUCUUCCCCGCUGCUGAUGUCCUCGUCAAAUUUCAUCCGAUCCCAUUUGGAAUAGUCAAUGUUAGGCAUUUUC